Alosa alosa (allis shad) is the source of this 553-nucleotide messenger RNA. Its product is annotated as histone H4. The record is from RefSeq and is a predicted model, not a curated record. Gene Ontology annotation, molecular function: protein heterodimerization activity; DNA binding; structural constituent of chromatin. Gene Ontology annotation, biological process: nucleosome assembly. Gene Ontology annotation, cellular component: nucleosome. Bases 90 to 401 code for a protein of 103 amino acids. Lineage: Eukaryota; Metazoa; Chordata; Actinopteri; Clupeiformes; Clupeidae. The transcript has a single exon.
GUAGUUUUCACCAACGUCCUCUCUGUGGAUACUUGUACGAGUUGCAAGUAUCUUUCACAUUCAUACGUCUUAUACAGAAAGUCUGAAAGAUGUCCGGCAGAGGCAAAGGAGGCAAAGGUCUUGGAAAAGGAGGCGCAAAGCGCCAUCGCAAAGUUCUUCGUGAUAAUAUCCAGGGUAUCACCAAGCCUGCAAUUAGGCGUCUGGCUCGACGUGGUGGUGUGAAGCGUAUCUCUGGUCUCAUCUAUGAGGAGACCCGUGGUGUGUUGAAGGUUUUCCUGGAGAACGUGAUUCGUGAUGCCGUUACCUACACCGAGCACGCCAAGAGAAAGACCGUGACUGCUAUGGACGUCGUCUAUGCUCUUAAACGCCAAGGGCGUACUCUUUACGGUUUUGGUGGUUAAGGAUAAGAUGGCUCCCUAGACUUACCGGUAUACCCAAAGGCUCUUUUAAGAGCCACCCAAUUUCUUAUAAAAGGCUGUGUUUCUGUCUGUAGAGGGUGACUUAUAUUAUAACGCGCAAAAUAAACAGCUUCUGUGCUUGCCUGAUGGCAAUA